AUGAAGGAGGCAGCACUGGCGCGGCAGUUGGUAAGCGCACGUCUUGAGGAGCUUGCGGCAUUGAAGGAGAAGUUGGAGCAAAUCAGCACGGGUCUGGAGAUGAUCAUGAAGGCUCAACUAGAGAUCCAAGCCCUUAUCGAAGAGAGGGAGGAGCACGGGUACGAAUUAUCUGAGACUGUUAAAGAUGAAAACGUGACCCUAUCUCGCAUGGAGACGCUAUCGUUUGGAAUGUUGCUGGAGCUCCUGGUGAACAAGCUGAGUAAUGAUAAGUAG
Messenger RNA from Phytophthora infestans T30-4, 273 nucleotides. RefSeq lists its product as uncharacterized. Lineage: Eukaryota; Oomycota; Peronosporomycetes; Peronosporales; Peronosporaceae. The transcript has a single exon. Bases 1 to 273 code for a protein of 90 amino acids. The record is from RefSeq and is a predicted model, not a curated record.